Salarias fasciatus (jewelled blenny) is the source of this 2610-nucleotide messenger RNA. RefSeq names its product discs, large (Drosophila) homolog-associated protein 5 (gene dlgap5). Lineage: Eukaryota; Metazoa; Chordata; Actinopteri; Blenniiformes; Blenniidae. The transcript has 18 exons. The record is from RefSeq and is a predicted model, not a curated record. The coding region runs from base 94 to 2610 and encodes 838 amino acids. Gene Ontology annotation, molecular function: microtubule binding. Gene Ontology annotation, cellular component: spindle pole centrosome; nucleus; cytoplasm. Gene Ontology annotation, biological process: centrosome localization; chromosome segregation; mitotic spindle organization.
AAACGAUACCGCGUUUCUCGACGUGCUCUUGUUUUUGGUCCUCGUUUGAAGUUUCCGUCGAGCUGCUUUUAGUUACUCCUCCGGUGUCUGAACAUGGAGUCUCGGUUUGCUCACCUGCGCCAGCGGGACACCAGCGUGUCCAUGCUGAGAACCAAAAUGUCCCGCAGACGGUCUCAGUCCCAGAAGGAAAACCGUGAGCGGACUGUGAACACCCGCCGGCAGCUCCGAGAGCUGGACCAGAUCCCGGAGACAAAACCUGCUCCAAGUAAAGGAGAAGACAGGAUGAAGCAGCUGGAAUGCUGGAAAGAGAGAAAAGCCCUUGAGAAAGAGAAGGCGAAGAGGGAAAAGGAGGGUAAAGGUGUGUUUAAGACGGGCCUGUACCAUCCGAAGGACACCCUGGAGGCCGCCCCGCUGCCCGACGUCCCAGGGGCUUCGGCCAGAGCCAAGGGGAAGAAGGUGGAUUUGAGCCAGAGCACCCGAGUCACUCGCUCCACGAGGCAGCAGCCUCUGAAGAUGGAGGAUCCAAACAUCACAAGGGGAGCACAACAAAUAGAAAAGGUCUCCAGAACCCGGAUAGCGCCCGUUAAACCUGCAGCAGCCAAGACCAACUCGAGUGGAGCUGCUCCAGCCUUGUCGACCCGCUCGGCCAAGCGGCCUCCAGCCAGAGCAGCUCCUCCUGAGAAGACCAAGCCGGCGAUCCCGGCUGCAGGUGGAAGAGUCACCAGAAGCAGAGCCACCGGCGGUCCUGUGGCUCCUUCUGCUGGCAGAGGAAAGAGCAAAGAAACGGUCCAGCCUGCUGUCGUCAAGGAUGCAGCGCAGGUGGAGGCUGUGCUCUCCGAGGUGGAGGAGGUUCCUCCUCCUCCUGCUGCCGACCAGACCGCCGGUCCUCAGGAGGAAGACAUGGCGGUGGACCCGGCCCCUCCUGCUGACCCCGCGCAGCCCUCUCUCUCUUCGUUCGCCCCAGCGGGCUUCGUCUUCCAGGCUCCGGUCGGACUGGCGGCGUUUAAGUUUGAGCCUAUGACCCCUCGAUCAGCGGACGCCUUCCUGACACCGAGCCCCAGCUUCGUCCUGCCUCCAGCUCCCGUCUUCACCGACGUCCCUCAGGCUGAACCGUCUCCUCCGGCUCCCUGCAGCUCUCAGGAGUCGGAGCACGACGUGCCGUACUUCAGGUCAGAAAUCGCCAGAGAAACGGAGAGACUGACGGCUUUAAGUCUCCUCUGGGAGUCGAAGGUGGAGGACGAGUCCAUCCCGGAGGACAUGAGGGACGGCAUGCGCACGGCGGUGGGCCAGGCCCGGCUGCUGAUGAAGGAGCGCUUCGGCCAGUUCGCCGGCCUGGUGGACGACUGCGAGCUGGGCCGGGGGGACAGGGUGACCACCUGCAGCGACCUGCAGGGCUUCUGGGACAUGGUCCACUACCAGGUGGAGGACGUCGGCAGGAAGUUCGACGCUCUGAAGGAGGCGGAGGGCCGAGGCUGGGCGGAGGAGCAUCGACCUCCACCGCGGCAGAGGAAGGCAGUGAAGAAACCAUCAGCAGCACCCGCCAAACCCGCUGCAGGCCGAGCGGCGGCAGCGAAGUCCCGCCUAGCGGCCGUGAAGGCUGCCAUGAAAGCCCGGCAGCAGGCGGCCGAGGCGGAACCUGCUGGAAAGACCGAAGACGAGCCUGAGCCGAGUCCCGAGGAGGCUCGGCCCGGUCCAGAGGUCCCGGCGCAGGACGGAGGAUUCUUCAAACUGGAGAGUCCCGCCAAACCGCCAGGUCCUCUCAGGAGGUCCAGCCGUCUGAGCGCCGCCGUUCUGCCUCAGCAGUCCCCCUGCUCCACUCCGUCGCCGAGAAGAGUCACCCGCCGCUCUCUGGCUCUGGCCCGGACCCCGGCCCGGACCCCGGCCCGCGUCGAUGCUCAGACCCCUGCACAGCUCCCCCUGGUCCUCCAGCAGACCCCGGGCCCGGAGUCCCAGGUGGACGCCCCUCAGGGCGAGGCUGGACCCGGGUCUCUCUGCUUCUCGCCGGUCAGCGAGGCGCUGUCAGACGACGCCCAGCCGGAGGGAGGCUCUGCAGGACCGGAGACCGUCGCCGCUCCAGGACUGAGCACGCCCAAACCCGCGCUGCCCACCAUCACGGUGGUGGAAGCUGCUGACGGUCGCCUCCGUCAGUCCCCCCUCCCGGCAGCAGAGAACGCCUGGUCCCGCCCCCCCCAGUGGAACUCCCACCCAGCCUCCACCCGACUCCCCGGCUGUGAGCGCCCAGCGUUCCCCGGCCCCCACUCCAGACGUGAGACGCUUCUCUGCUGCCAGGAUCUUUGCAUCGAGCUUCCCGGGCUGGACUUCGAGCGUUACCUCCAGCCGUCUCUCAGAGGCAGCCUGUCGCCACGAGCGAUGGACAGCCCAGAGAUGUGGUCGCCCACGGCAACGGACAUCUCGAUGGAGAGUCCCCGAGGUCAACGAGAGGAGCCGACCCCUCAGGAGACUCCAGAGCCGUCUUCACUGUCCAGUCUCCAGCCACCACAGGUUCAGACGGCGGAGGCUGCGAUGCUUCUUUUCACCCCAGACAUGAGCGACAGGAUCCGUCAGUCCGUCUGUCCCAGCGACCUGAUGGUUUUCACGCCUCCCAUCUAG